Arvicola amphibius (Eurasian water vole) is the source of this 954-nucleotide messenger RNA. Its product is annotated as olfactory receptor 51E1. The record is from RefSeq and is a predicted model, not a curated record. The coding region runs from base 1 to 954 and encodes 317 amino acids. Lineage: Eukaryota; Metazoa; Chordata; Mammalia; Rodentia; Cricetidae. The transcript has a single exon. Gene Ontology annotation, cellular component: membrane. Gene Ontology annotation, molecular function: olfactory receptor activity; G protein-coupled receptor activity. Gene Ontology annotation, biological process: G protein-coupled receptor signaling pathway.
AUGGUGGCCAUCAACAGCAGUGAACCCAGUGCCACGUAUUUCAUCUUAAUAGGACUCCCAGGAUUAGAAGAGGCUCAGUUCUGGUUGGCUUUCCCACUGUGCUCCCUCUACCUUAUUGUUGUGCUAGGUAACUUGACAAUCAUCUACAUUGUGAGGACAGAGCACAGCCUACAUGAGCCCAUGUAUAUCUUUCUCUGCAUGCUUUCUGGCCUAGACAUCCUCAUUUCCACCUCAUCUAUGCCAAAAAUGAUGGCCAUUUUCUGGUUCAAUUCCACUACCAUCCAGUUUGAUGCUUGUCUGGUACAGAUGUUUGCCAUCCAUUCCUUAUCUGGCAUGGAGUCCACGGUGCUGCUGGCCAUGGCCUUUGAUCGCUAUGUGGCCAUCUGCCACCCUCUACGCCAUGCCACUGUGCUUACAUUGCCUCGUGUUGCCAAGAUUGGCGUGGCUGCUGUGGUCAGAGGUGCUGCAUUAAUGGCACCCUUACCUGUCUUCAUCAAAAGAUUGCCUUUCUGCCGUUCCAAUACCCUUUCUCAUUCCUACUGCCUACACCAAGAUGUCAUGAAGUUGGCCUGUGCAGACAUCCGUGUCAAUGUCAUCUAUGGCCUCAUUGUUAUUAUCUCUGCCAUUGGCUUGGACUUGCUUCUAAUCUCCUUCUCAUAUUUGCUCAUCCUUAAGACUGUGCUGGGCUUGACACGUGAAGCCCAGGCAAAAGCGUUCGGCACUUGUGUCUCUCAUGUGUGCGCAGUUUUCAUAUUCUAUGUGCCUUUCAUUGGAUUGUCAAUGGUGCACCGUUUUAGCAAGAGGCGUGACUCUCUCCUUCCUGUUGUUAUGGCUAACAUCUAUCUGCUCAUUCCUCCUGUGCUCAACCCCAUCGUCUAUGGAGUGAAAACAAAGGAGAUCCGGCAGCGCAUCCUGCGUCUUUUCCUCACGACCACACACUCUUCAGAUCACUAG